Molecule: messenger RNA, 1869 nt
Organism: Schistosoma margrebowiei
Lineage: Eukaryota; Metazoa; Platyhelminthes; Trematoda; Strigeidida; Schistosomatidae
Source: the annotation of a GenBank genome assembly
AUGUGUGGUGUGGGAUUUUGCCGUCGUAUUCACCAAAACCUAUGCAUAUGCUUAGCUAUAUACACUCUAUUUGAGUAUCGUAUUCCGUGUGUCCACUGUCAUGAUCCUGAUGCUACGUUACAUAAGCACUCAAGUGUAUUGUUUGCAUCACUCACAAAUGAUAGCAAGUAUAUGGACAAAGAAAUGCUCGCGGAAUUCCUGAGGUCCUUGCAUCUGUACGAAGAAUCUCCCCAUGAGAGCGAUUCCAAAGAAGACAAGUGUUUCACGGCAAGUGAAAUGUUCGAUUUAUUUUCUCCCAAUCACUCACAUCUAAACCAAACGGAUUUUCAUGCGUUGUUACCGACUAUCGUUUAUGAGUUAAAAACUGGAGUUUGUAAGCACAAUCAUGUACACGAAGUAGUUCCUUCAACGCACGAGUUCAGUUGGAAAGCCUUUCUAGCUGCAAUCGGUGCUGUGCUUUUGGUGAGCUUUUCAGGACUUAUUGUUGUAUGUUUGGUACCUCUAAUGUCCCGAAGUUUUUACAAUGUUGUAACUCAAUUCCUUAUAGCGCUUGCAGUUGGUUCACUUGCUGGUGACGCCUUUCUUCACUUAAUACCUCAUGCUUUUUCUGGUGCCGGACAUAUCCAUCACAACCAUGAUCACGAAACUAAUAUUGUUCAUGAACAUAUUGACGAACAUCACCACGAAUCUAUAUCAUCAACAAAACUCAGCUCUCACCGGAAAAUGAUUUUGGAGGCACUCAUAGCUCUACUAGGCAUUUAUAUAUUUUUCUUAACUGAGCGGCUUACCAUCAUCUGUCAAAAUAAAAUGUCUAGACGGAAGCUGAAGCGUCAACAUAGUACUGCAUUGAACGAAAGCCAGAUGUGUAAUUGCUCUCCUGAACGACCCAUGGAUAACAGUCGCUGCGUAGAUUAUCUUAAUGAAAAGCAAAUAAGUGGUUCAGAUGGUGCUAAUCAACCGCACUGGUCGUUCAACAACAAUAUUGUGCCGCCAACAGAUACCAUUGAAGCGGUAGCAAAUAUUGAUCAACAACAUUUUAACGGUGGUGGUGUUGUUGUUGAGGGUCACUAUACAAAACUAUCGGAUUUGAGAAAGUCAUCAGUGCACAAUAAUAAUAAAAAUAUUAAUAAUGAUAAUAAGCAAACAUCUGUAAUAAACAAUGGAGGAUCCGUUGUUGAUAUGCUUGAUGUGAAACAAAAUAAUACUACAUUAGAGCUUGCUAACCCUGCUAAUAAUACUCCACAAAUUGGUAAACCUAAUGCAAUUUUAAGAACGAAUUCGUCGUUCGAUUAUAUUGGUGGCGGGGAACAAAUUCAAACACAUCCACAUCGUGAUAAACCACAUGGGCAUCAUCAUGGUCAUAGUCAUGAUUUAAGUUCUGUUCGUGCAAUCGCUUAUACUAUAAUUGCCGGUGAUGGAUUACAUAACUUUUGUGAUGGUAUAGCUAUUGGCGCUGCAUUCGCGAAUGAUAUGCGUGGUGGUCUGUCAACUUCAUUAGCUGUAUUAUGUCAUGAACUCCCACAUGAACUAGGUGAUUUUGCUGUUUUACUUCAUGCUGGAAUGUCUGUAAAAUCAGCUUUAUUUUAUAAUUUAUUAUCCAGUAUAUUAUGUGCUGCUGGUAUGAUUAUUGGUUUUUUACUUGGUGGAAUGCAUUCAUUAGAUACAUGGAUAUUUAUGUUAGCUGCUGGAAUGUUUAUUUAUAUUGCAUUAGUUGAUAUGAUGCCAGAAUUAUCGGCUAAUCAACUUAAAGGUGAUCGACGUUGUCAUCAACCGAGUGUUUUAUUUAUAUGGCAAAAUUUUGGUAUCCUUUUAGGUUUCUGUAUAAUGCUAUUAAUAGCAUUUUAUGAAUUUCAAUUUAUAUCACACUAA